This is a messenger RNA of Bacillus rossius redtenbacheri, 2929 nucleotides long. It is a transcript of the gene stau, whose product is annotated as double-stranded RNA-binding protein Staufen homolog 2. Gene Ontology annotation, molecular function: double-stranded RNA binding; mRNA binding. NCBI's taxonomy places the organism in Eukaryota, Metazoa, Arthropoda, Insecta, Phasmatodea, Bacillidae. The record is from RefSeq and is a predicted model, not a curated record. The transcript has 16 exons. Gene Ontology annotation, cellular component: neuronal cell body; neuron projection; cytoplasmic stress granule. Gene Ontology annotation, biological process: protein localization to synapse; anterograde dendritic transport of messenger ribonucleoprotein complex; germ cell development. Bases 471 to 2858 code for a protein of 795 amino acids.
UUUUUUUUGUUUUUUUUUUUUUAUUUUCUCCUGCUUUAAUGUGCUGGUCUAAAAAUUUAAUUUUAUUUCAAACUAUUCCUCCUAAAAUUUCUAGUAUAUCGAACGAAGACGAGUUGAAAGGUUCAAAAUACGUCCCUAAUCGAACAAAUGGAUGGAGCUUUUUGAAAUAAAAUUUGAAAAAGUUAAGAGCAAUAUGGCCGCAUGUUAAUGCAAAUUUUCUUUAAUGUUUGUCAACUAUUUGAACUGUGUUAACAUUUUUAGAAGAAGAAAUAUUACGUUUUAGAAGUAAAGAGCGAACAUAAAACAAGAAACAUUAGUUUGAGAUAAGGAAUAAAUUCCGAGUUUGUUUAUUAACCGUAUAGAAGAAUUGACAGUCGCAAAUAACUGGGGUCCUGUAUCUAGCAUUUGAAAUAAAUAUUUUAAAUUCUAAAACUUCGUAUUGCAGUGUGGUUGCUCAGGUUUGGAAUAUAAUGUUGCAUCAACAUUCGCUUCCUAUCCAAGCCAGCCAGCCACGCGAACCUAAUAGAUUGAGCCAUGGUUGCAGCAUUUCUGUGCCACCACAACAACAGCAACAGAAGCAGGACCAGCAACAACAGAAGAUACAAGUGCUUAGCAAACCAAUUGUUGCACGAAGUCAAGGUCUGCUGGUUUCUUCCAUAACAGUUUCUCCAGAAAUAACCACUACACCUCAGAAUACAGCUUCUAGGAACUCACCAGUGCUGUUGCCUGACAGUGUUAGUGGAGAUUCUAUUGGUGCAGUUAUCCAAGAGGGCCAACAAAAUGGUAAAGUCACAUCAUUGCAACCCCUGCCACAAUCACCACAUUCAAGUACAAAUUGUAACAGCAAUGAUAAUAACCUAAUCUCUGUGAACUUGGCAAACACAAAAGAGAAAACCCCAAUGUGUCUUGUCAAUGAACUUGCAAGGUUCAAUAAGAUACAGCAUCAGUACCGUCUGACCAAUGAACAAGGUCCUGCUCACAAGAAACGAUUUACUGUUACUCUUAAGUUGGGAGAAGAGGAAUAUUCUGCAGAGGGCGCAAGCAUUAAGAAAGCUCAGCAUUCAGCUGCUAGUGAAGCCUUAGAACAUACGAAGUACAAACACCCUCCCCCAAAAACUACUAGAAAUAUUCGUUUGGGAAAGAGUAAUAUCACACCUACUGUUGAGCUAAAUGCUCUUGCAAUGAAAAGAGGGGAACCUGCUGUUUAUACAUUUCUGGAUCCUACACCUGCUGUUGCUGCCCCACCAUACAUGGCCCCACCACCUCCGCCACCACCACCACCACCACCAUCACACAACUAUAACUAUCGCGGCAUGUACAACCAAAGAUACCAUAUAUAUAAGGCUUCUCCUGGACCAUUCCAUCACCCAAUAUUUUUGGUGUCCUUGCGUGUGGGUGCACGGGAAUUUUUUGGUGAAGGCCAGACUGGUCAGGCGGCAAGGCAUGAUGCAGCAGCAAGAGCUUUAAAUGCUUUAAAGUUAUUACCGUUACCUGAAGAACCUCAGCCUUUUGAAUCAGGAAGAAAAGAAAAUGGAAUUUCCUGCAUUGUGGAUUCUGAUCCUAAUUCUGAGUUGAAGUCUCCAAUAUCUUUGGUGCAUGAAAUUGCACUGAAGAGAAACUUGCCAGUAACUUUCGAGGUUAUCAGUGAGAAGGGACCACCUCACAUGAGAACAUUUAUAACCAAAUGUUCUGUUGGUGACAAGAUGACAACAGGCGAGGGUAAUGGGAAAAAGGUUUCAAAGAAACGUGCAGCAGAGAAAAUGUUAGAAGAUUUAAAGAAACUGCCUCCAAUUUCCCCUACCAAAUUUACAGCUACUAUGGCUCGACUUAAACGGAAAACGAAUCCUGGGAAGAAAAAGACUCGUAAUCUCAUCAAGGUAUAUCAGCAGGAACAAAAAGCAGAACCAGAUUAUGGCGAAUAUAUCAACCCCAUUUCUCGCUUAAUACAGAUUCAACAAGCCAAGAAGGAACGGGAACCAGUGUAUUCUUUGUUGGAAGAAAGAGGGGUGCCCCGUCGCAGGGAAUUUGUCAUGGAGGUGUCAAUUGGUCAGACAUCGUACACAGGUACUGGACCAAAUAAAAAACUAGCAAAACGUGCAGCAGCAGAGGGUCUACUACAACAGCUGGGUUACUCUCGGCCCACAAAUCAGCCUUGCAAGCCAUCAAUCAAAACUGUAGCAGAUGCUUCAACAGCUGAAGGAGAAAAAAAUAGGAAGGUAACCUUUUUGGAAGAAGAAAGGGCUACAGAAAUGCCACUUGGUGGUAGCAGCGGUCGCCAGCUUGUUCCAGGCCUCCUCCUCAUGUCUGAUAACAAUACCACUAGUGGAUUCAGUCAAAAUAUGCCUGCAAAAGUUUCUGGUAUCAACAUUCAGACCACAGCAACAAUAGCAAAAGAAUUCCUGAAGGGUGGAAGUUCACCCACAGCAGAAGCUCUUGCUAAAACUGUCCAUAACCGUACAAAUGUACCUGUAAAUAUUACAAAAACUCUUCCACUGUCAGCAAGCCCACAGAGUAACCAGGUGGUUCGUCCCAAAGAUCAGUUGUUGUAUCUUGCGCAACUGCUAAACUUCAACGUACAGUUCUCUGAUUUUCCAAAGGGUAACCAUUCUGAAUUCUUGAGCUUGGUGUCUUUGUCAACUGUUCCACCUCAAGUUUGUCAUGGUGCUGGAUCAACAACAGAUGCCUCUCAUGACCAGGCAGCCUUAACUGCUUUGCGUGCCUUGUCAGAGAUGGGUCUUGAUUCUCUCUCCACGGCUAGUACCAUGCUCAAGAAUGAAGUUGUGGGUUCAAGAGAUGGCACUCAUGUAUCACCUUCUGGAGCUAUGCAGAAACCUGGUAGUCUUAGUACUGGUAAAUAAUUUUGCUGUGUACUCAACAUGCGGCCAUUUUGUGUGUUUGUAACAGCUCAAUACAAAAUUCCUUUCUGUAA